This is a messenger RNA of Bursaphelenchus okinawaensis, 2942 nucleotides long. The record is from the annotation of a GenBank genome assembly. Lineage: Eukaryota; Metazoa; Nematoda; Chromadorea; Rhabditida; Aphelenchoididae.
AUGGCCCUAAAUCUGGACGAUUUGUUGCUGCGGUUACUGAGUGUGGGCAAAGACCCGGACAAAAGCGGAUUGACCAGAGUCGUUUUCCCGGACGAAAUCGUCAGUAUAUGUAGUAAGUCUAUCGAUUUUUGUACAAAAAAGCAAGAACUUUCAUUACAGAACAAAAAAUUGCAAGAACUUUCUUUACAAACUAAAAAAAUAGCAAGAACUUUCUUUACAAAACACAAAAUAGCAAAAACUUUCUUUACAAAACAUAAAAUGGCAAGAACUUUCUUUACAAUGUAAAAAAUAGCAAGAACAUUCUUUACAAAACAUAAAAUUGGCAAGAACUUUCUUUACAAAACAUAAAACGCAAUAACUUUCUUUCCAAACCCCCACUUUUCAGUCAAAGCCAGAGAAGUGUUUCUGAGCCAGGAAUCGAUGGUCGAAGUGGACCCACCAGUGAAGAUUUGCGGCGAUACUCACGGCCAAUACUCGGACGUGCUGCGGUUGUUCAACCGUGGCGGCUUCCCACCACUUUCAAACUACCUCUUCCUGGGCGACUACGUGGACCGUGGACGUCAGAAUCUGGAGACAAUCCUCCUUCUGUUCACUUAUAAGAUCAAGUACCCAAACAACUUCUUUUUGCUUCGAGGCAAUCACGAAUGCUCCAAUAUCAACAAGACGUAUGGUGGGGUAUUUAUUUAUUUUUUAUUUUUUUUUUCAAAAAAUUAAAUUUUUUAAAAAAUUUUAAAAUCCACAUAUAUUUUCCCAAAAACUUCAAAAAUAUCACCCACGGCCUUCAAAUCUACCCAAUCAACCCGCACUAUCCAAAAACCCGCAAAAAAACACGUUUAAAUUUCCAUUGCACCGUGCAAAACAAAUUCCUUUCUUUUUUCACUGCACUGUGCAACAAAUUCCCUUCUUCUUCACUGCACUGUGCAAUCAAAUAAAGAAAAACAGAGAGCGAGCGGUAUGAAGAGACAAAGCAGAGAAAGAGAUCGUUUGCGAACGUGCGGAAAAGGAUUGCGCAACAGAUCCUUGGGAAUCUGGAGAAGUGAGAGAGCGCUGCGAUAUGAGAAUGUUGUUAGAGAAGGCCAGAGAAAAACAAAACUGGCCUGAUUUUUGAGAUUUUGAGGGCCUCAAAUUUGUCAAAAAUCCUUUGAUCAUGGAGAAUAUUUGUGUGAUUGAAGAGUAAUAUAUAGUUUUACGUCGAUCGGGCUACAAAUUUGUGCUUUGACAUUAAUUUUUUAGGUAAUAAAAUAUAUUUUCCUUCGUUUUAGGCUUGAAAUUCUUUGUUUUGGUAAUUUUAGGCUAAAACAAGGAGAAAAGGCCUUAAAUCUCUACGUUUUGAUAACUUUUAGGUAGCAAUCUGUUUUUUUUAUUUUAGGUUUAAUUUUUGAUUAUUUUGAAGUUUAGGCAACAAAAUGGCUUUUCUUUGAUCUUAGACUUUCGUUUUAUAAUUUUUGGCUAUACAACGUUUUCCUUUGCAUUCUUCUGUGGUUUUAGGCUUAAGUUUUGUUUAUUUUGAUAAUUUAGGUAAUAAACACCAUUUUCUUUGAUCUUAGGCUAAAGUUUCGCAAUUUUUAGAUAACAAAAAUUAGUUCCUUUCGUUUUAGGCUUAACUUUUGCUAUUUUCAUUAAUUUUAGGUAACAAAACCAAUAUUUCCUAUGCUUUAUUUUUUAAAGAUAAAAAAUGUUUUUAAAAUUUCGUAUUUUAGGUUUCGCAGAAGAAUGCACGAGGCGAUAUCAAUCGAAUGGCGGCCGGAUCUGGCAGUCGUUCCAAGACACGUUUUCGGUAAUGCCAUUAACAGGACUGGUCGGAGAGCGGAUCCUGUGCAUGCACGGUGGAAUUUCGCCAUUGUUGAAGUCACUUCAGCAGCUACGUGAUGUAAAGCGACCAACCGACGCGCUUGGCCCCACCUUGGAAAUGGACUUGUUGUGGGCGGAUCCAGUUGCUGGUAAGGAUUUAUUUUACCUUUUUUUCGGUUUUUAGGUAAUAAUGAAGGGCUUUGUUGGUUUGUUUGAAUGGAAAGUGCAAGAACUUUGUUUAUAAAACAAAUUAUGGCGAUAACUUUCUUUACAAAAGAAGAAAUGGCAAGAACUUUCUUUACAAACCAAAAUAUGGCAAGAACUUUCGUUACAAGCCAAAAAUACUUUAUUUUAGGCAUAAGCGGCUUCCAAGGGAACAUGCGCGGAGCAUCGUACGGCUUCGGAUCGGACGUACUCGGCAAGUUGUGCCAAGAGCUGGAUAUUGACAUGGUAGCACGAGCACAUCAAGUAGUUCAAGAUGGAUAUGAGUUUUUUGGAAAAAGGAAAUUGGUAACAAUUUUCUCGGCUCCAUAUUAUUGUGGACAGUUCGAUAAUGCAGCUGCGAUGAUGGUCGUGGAUGCUGGUUUAAUGUGCUCAUUUCAGGUAAAUUUGAAAAAUUGAAGUUUUAAAAAUUAAAAUUAAAAAUUUUUUUUUUGGUUUGUAGGUAUCUUUCAGUAUCUAAUUUGUCAUUUGUUCAUUUUAUAAGUUCGAAAAUGGCAUUAGAAAGAUGAGCUGCACCGUGCAAAGUCAAUAUAGUGAUUGGACAGUGCAAAAAUUUGUAAUAGACUUAAAAUAUGGUUAAGAUUUUGGGAAAAACAAAUUUUUAAGAAAUAUGAAUUUUUACUGCUAUUUUUUAAAUGCGAUUUAAAAAAGUGAAAUUAUUUUAAAAGCAAUUUCAUUUUUAUGGCAAUUCAAUAAUUUUGCACUGUGCAAUCAAAAAAUUUCCUUGCACAGUGCAAAAAUAACAGGUUUUUAGUUUUUUAGGCCUAAAUAUGAUAUGAAAGAGUCAUUAUAGACUAUUUUAAAACUUUUUAGGUUUUGUAAGGGUGGGUUUUUAUUAUUUUUAAAAAUUAUUUCUUUUUCAGAUUCUCCGUCCAGCCAUUGGUCGCACCAGCGCGCGACCAGUCCGCACAACAUUGGGAAAGGAUUGA